Messenger RNA from Manis pentadactyla (Chinese pangolin), 779 nucleotides. RefSeq names its product polyadenylate-binding protein 1-like 2. Bases 177 to 779 code for a protein of 200 amino acids. Gene Ontology annotation, cellular component: nucleus; cytoplasmic stress granule; ribonucleoprotein complex. Gene Ontology annotation, molecular function: poly(U) RNA binding; poly(A) binding; mRNA 3'-UTR binding. NCBI's taxonomy places the organism in Eukaryota, Metazoa, Chordata, Mammalia, Pholidota, Manidae. The transcript has a single exon. The record is from RefSeq and is a predicted model, not a curated record.
CCGCCCUGGCGGCCGCGGCCGUGGCCGAGGCCAGCGCGGCCGAAGCAGCCUCUGCAGCAGAGGUUGCGGCGCCCCCCUUGGGGGAGGCGGAUGCGGAUGCGGAUGCAGAGGUGGCGGCGGCUGCAGAUGCAGAUGCGGAGACGGGCGGGGGCUCCGAGGGGAACCCAGACUUUCCUAUGGCCUCACUGUACGUGGGCGACCUGCACCCUGAGGUGACAGAGGCAAUGCUGUACGAGAAGUUCAGCCCGGCCGGGCCCAUCCUCUCCAUCCGCAUCUGCAGGGACAAGAUUACCCGCCGCUCGCUGGGCUACGCGUAUGUCAACUACCAGCAACCGGUGGACGCCAAGCGGGCCCUGGAGACCCUGAACUUCGAUGUCAUCAAGGGCAGGCCAGUGCGCAUCAUGUGGUCGCAGCGGGACCCAUCGCUCCGCAAGAGCGGGGUGGGCAACGUCUUCAUCAAGAACCUGGGCAAGACCAUUGACAACAAGGCGCUAUACAACAUCUUCUCGGCGUUUGGCAACAUCCUCUCCUGCAAAGUGGCCUGCGACGAAAAGGGGCCCAAGGGCUACGGGUUUGUGCACUUCCAGAAACAGGAAUCAGCCGAGCGGGCCAUCGAUGCGAUGAAUGGAAUGUUCCUGAACUACCGCAAAAUUUUCGUUGGGAGAUUCAAAUCGCACAAAGAACGAGAGGCGGAAAGGGGAGCCUGGGCCAGGCAGUCCACCAGUGCUGACGUCAAGGAUUUCGAGGAAGACACUGACGAGGAGGCCACCUUGCGAUGA